Olea europaea var. sylvestris is the source of this 1630-nucleotide messenger RNA. Its product is annotated as glycine-rich protein A3-like. The coding region runs from base 896 to 1462 and encodes 188 amino acids. The record is from RefSeq and is a predicted model, not a curated record. The transcript is spliced from 2 exons. NCBI's taxonomy places the organism in Eukaryota, Viridiplantae, Streptophyta, Magnoliopsida, Lamiales, Oleaceae.
CCCCCCCCCACUCUUUCUCGUACAUCGAUUUCCUGUUUCUUGUUUUUAGUGAAUCACUUUAGUUUUAAAAAUCAAUCGUACGUAUGAAAUUUUGAAUUUCUUGAUGUGGGUAUGCAUGCAAUUUAUGAUUAAUUAUGUGGAUCUUGUUACUUUGAAGAUGAUGAUAUGAAUCACACUCCCACAGAAGAUACUAUUAAUUUUACAAAAGAAUUAUAAAAUCAGGAUUGUUGAAGUUCUUUCUCAAUUGUGUGUUUGGCGGUGGAUUGGGAGAUACAAUGAAGUGGGCGUAAUUCUCUCGUAGAGGGUGAACCUUUAUAAAUAUGUGGGUUUGCUUCUUUUAUAUAUAUACACGAAAAUGAUCUCUUAAACACCGGUGACAUGACACACCAUUUAAUCGGUUAAUAAGUUGAUGGUAGGUCCAUAUAUUUAAUGAUUCACCAAUUAAAUGGCGUGCCAUGUCACCGGUGCUUAACAUAAGUUAAGCAACGAUGCUUAGGAGAUCAUUCCUAUAUAUAUAUUUACCAUUGCAAUAUUAAGAAGCCAUUACGGCUUACUUCCAACACGCUGGUGUGCUUUUGAUAUCUGUAUGGACUCUGAUCUGUUGUAAAAAGUUGAUGAUGUGUGAAUACAUGUUUUUCUCAUCAAUUGAAAAAUGCAAAUGUACGGUCCCCUAAUACCAUGCAUUCUUCAUAAAACUAAUACUAAAAGACCUAGAUACAUCAUUUCUGGUAGAAUAAUGAUGCAAUUGGUUAUUUUAUCUCAUUUGUUAACUUCUUCUACAUAUAAGCUAAUAUGCAUAUACAGAGACGGUAGUCUUAUUUUGCUGUGUAGUCAUAUUGACUAGUAGUUCUUGGUCCUUCUUUUACUGCGCAAUUUUGAUCUGCUUUAAAGAAAAAUGGGAGACGGAAAUCACAAGAAUGAUACUGAGGAUAAAGGGCUAUUUUCUAAUUUUGCUGCAUAUGCUGCUGGAGCUGGACACUACCCCCGUCCUCCACCAUACCCCCCACAAGGGGCAUACCCUCCUCCACCAUACCCCCCACAAGGGGCUUACCCUCCUCCACCAUAUCCCCCACAAGGAUAUCCCUCACAUGGUUAUCCACCACACGGUUACACUCCACAAGGCUAUCCUCCAGCAGCUGCGUACCCACCAGCAGGCUAUCCUCCUCCUGGAUAUCCGCCACCAGCAUAUCCAGCACCAGGUGGAUACCCUCCAUCAGGUUAUCCCGGUCCAUCCCAUUCAGGUCACGGAUAUGGUAUGGGAGCAGUUUUAGCAGGGGGUGCUGCAGCUGCUGCAGCUGCUUAUGGGGCACACCAUCUGGCACACGGUGGAUACCACCACCAGGGGGGAUUUUUCGGCCACCAUGGAAAGUUCAAGCACGGGAAGUUUGGCAAGCGUUGGAAGCAUCAUGGCAUGUUCGGGAAGCAUGGCGGAAAGUUUAUGAGGUUCAAGAAAUGGAAAUGACAUUAUUUUUAGUGUUGUUACUAUCUUGUAAUUCUUUUUUAUCGAAUAAUCGUGUGGAUUUUCUGAUUGAAGUUUGCAUUUGUUGUUGCUAAAAUCACUCGACUACUUGGUUUAAUUAUUGUAUAGUUGAGCAAUGCAAAUUUAAUGUUUAUUUGCAUUUUGUCCGUC